AUGUGGUUCCUCUUUGGUGGACAGCCUCUGAGAUAUUCGAUACGGGAGUUUAAGGAAAUCACUGGAUUGAAUUGCAAUCCCGAACCUGAUAGCACAAAAGAAGAAGAUAAUGUCGGAAAGACGGGAAUGUGGAAAGACCUAUUUGGAAGGGCGACUGCUAUGAACGUCAAAAAUCUGGCUCUGACCGAGAAAUACGUAGAGAUGUUGACUGACUUGGAUAGCUUCAUGCAGUAUCCAUGGGGUAGGAUAUCAUUUAACAAAACAGUAUCUCGUUUUCAAGCUCCGAAGCCAAUCACGGACGCCAAGAAAAGGGAGAAUCCUUUAACACGAUUGCAUCGUCAACUUAAACAGAAAACCAGUGCAUGCUACGAGUUCCCUCUAUCACUACAACUUAUGGCCCUCCAAUCUAUACCAAUGUUGGUCUCCAAAAUUCCUCAACCUGAUAACUUGAAAACUUUCAUUGAAGAUCCCGAAGGUUGUCAAAACGUUAUCACACUAUUGCAUCUUGAGGACAUACUUGCCGUGGAAUCCGACCCUUUGUCUGUGAAACAGAUGGUAGUGGAUGUUGGUGACAAUGAUCAACAGAAUGAAUUGCGUUGGGGAGAUGAGGUAGAGGAUGCCGAAGUUGCAUUCAUGCAGGAACUCAUGGCUGAGGGGUACGAAUUCUCACCUUCGGAUUUUUCUGUGGCACCUAUCAUGGAUCUUAGUGAUGCAGAGGACGAGGGAAACCAUGAACAGGAACCGAAGCCAUCCACCCGAUGGAAGAAGAAACUGAAAACACAUCAAACUGAAAAACAAAAAACCACAGAGGAAAAGACGCAGGGGCAAAAACUCGUCUAA
Messenger RNA from Eutrema salsugineum, 840 nucleotides. RefSeq lists its product as uncharacterized. The transcript has 3 exons. The record is from RefSeq and is a predicted model, not a curated record. Lineage: Eukaryota; Viridiplantae; Streptophyta; Magnoliopsida; Brassicales; Brassicaceae. Bases 1 to 840 code for a protein of 279 amino acids.